Syngnathoides biaculeatus (alligator pipefish) is the source of this 2560-nucleotide messenger RNA. RefSeq names its product tripartite motif containing 25, like (gene trim25l). The coding region runs from base 44 to 2494 and encodes 816 amino acids. The record is from RefSeq and is a predicted model, not a curated record. The transcript has 15 exons. Lineage: Eukaryota; Metazoa; Chordata; Actinopteri; Syngnathiformes; Syngnathidae. Gene Ontology annotation, molecular function: protein binding; zinc ion binding.
ACCAACGGCACGCUUUCCGCGUUUUCUAUUUUCUUGUCGGACAAUGAGUGGGAAACUGUGGACGGAAGAGCAGUUUAACUGCCCCGUGUGUCUAGAUCUCCCCAACGACCCAGUAACAAUUCCCUGCGGGCACAGCUACUGCAUGGGCUGUAUUAAAGACUACUGGAGCAAGGAUGAUCCCAAGGGUAUCUACAGUUGCCCCCAGUGCCGGCAGACUUUCUGCCCUCGGCCGUCGCUUUCCAGAAACACCAUGCUGGCCGAAGCCGUGGAGCAACUCCGGAAAGGAACCCCAAGAUCGGAGGUCUACAAGAGCAUGCGGGGCGGGUUAAAAUCCAAAAAGACUCUGCCCACCUCGGCCGUGCAGUGCGACCUUUGCAAAGGAGAGCAGAGGGCGGCGGUCAAGACCUGCCUGGUCUGCAUGAGCUCGUACUGCGAGAGCCACCUGCAGCCUCACCAGACCACCAAGGCCCUGAAAGAGCACGAGCUGAUCGCGCCGACGGGCAACUUGUCCGAGAAGAUCUGCACUCAACACAAGUACCUGCAGGAGUUCUACUGUCGCCAGUGCAAGGUCUUCAUCUGUUGGCUGUGUACAACCAACCAGCACAAAGGUCAUGAGAGCGUGUCCACGAAGGCUGAACGCAUGGACAAAGAGAAAGGGAUUUCCGAGAUGCAGGCAGAAAAUCAGAAAAAGCUCAAAGAGAGACAGCAGGAGCUGAAGGACAUGAAGAAGAUGAUGGACGGAAUGAAGCGCUCUGCAGAACGCGUUCACAGCGACUGCGAGAAGGUGCUGUCGGAACUCCAGCGCUCAGUGAUGAGACUCCAGGAACUGCUAGAGGAGGUUCUGGAUGAGGCCGGGCGGGAGAAGAUGGAUCAGGCUCAGGAGGUCGUUGAGAGCCUGGAGGAAGAAAUCAGGGAGCUGAAGAGGAGGGGAACGCAGAUGAAGGACCUGGCUCAAUGCGAGGACCACAUCUACUACCUGCAGAUGCAUGAAAGCAUGUGCAGUCCGCUUGAGUUGGGCGACCUUCCGGCUGUGCAGGUCAACCAUGAUGCUUCCUUUGAGCCUGUACGGGAUGCCAUUGUAGAGCUAAGAGAGCAAGUGGAAAACUUGUGCAACGUGGAGCUCGGCAAGAUCACGAAAAAAGUGAACGACACAACGUUAUUCACACUGGGUGCUGCCAGUCGCAACAGAGGCGGCCUUUUAAAAUUAUUUUCUGCUUUGGGUUCCCGCAACUCGAACCCAAACCACCGUUCAUCUGCAGGUAUUUCAAUUACAUCGCGGAGUGCAGAUAGACGAGGAUUGGGUAAUAACAGUCACCAGAUGUAUAAAGGGUGGGGGUUGGGGGUGCCUCGUAGUGUUCAAUCUGACACGAUCGUUAUUGCAGGCUUUAGAGGUCAAGACGUGAGGAGCAGAGACGCGUCACGAGAGGUCGCUCAGAGGUCACCCAGACCACGGGACAGACAGAGGCCCAAUGAAAGCGAGUCAGUACGGGAGAACAACCUCAGACCCAACCCCAGACCCAGUCCGACCCCGAGCCCGACUCUAAGCCGGAGAGACUCUCCGUCUCUGUGGAGCAGGUCCAGUCGGAGUCAGGGUGCCCCCGCUACUCCCGCUCCGACCCCAGUGAGCCCAAACCCGACUCCUGCUCCUGGGCCAACAUCUACUGGAGCUUUUAGCCGGAUGUCAUCGAUCAGCAGCAUUUUCCGGUCCCGCCGUGGCAACACACCAGCACUUAACACGGCAUUUGCAGGGGGGCUGCCAACGCUGUCUGAAACCCCAACCGAUGUUAAUCCCGGUCUGUUCUUGGACUUGCCCACCCCAACCGCCAAUCAUCACACUCCUGCUUUUCCUGCACUAAGAGAAAUCAGCCUUGACAGCAUCCAGGCCCCAGAACCAAGGGAAAGAGACGAGUUCCUGCAAUAUUCUGUCAACUUCACCCUGGAUCCAAACAGCGCCCACCGUCGCCUGAACCUCUCCGAGGGCAACACCAAAGCCACCCUGCAGGCCGGGGUGGCCCCCUACCCGGACAAUCCCCAGCGUUUCGACGGUUGGACUCAGGUCAUGUGCGGGAGCCCGCUUUACUCCCAGCGCUCCUACUGGGAGGUGGAGUGGCGAGGCCGAGGGUCCUCCAUGGGCGUGGCGUACGGCUCGCUGAGCAGGAAGGGUUCGGACGCCAGGGCGGGGAUCGGCUACAACGCCCAGUCGUGGACGCUGGAGCUCUCCGACACUUGCUGCCUAGCGCUGCACGACAACGAGAAGAGAGACAUAGCGGUCAGCUACUCUCCCCGUCUGGGCAUCUUCGUGGAUUUGGCCGCGGGAACGCUGGCGUUCUACGGCGUGGCCGAGAGCAUGACGCACCUUCACACGUUUCGGGCCAACUUCACCCAGCCUCUCUACGCGGUCUUUGGGGUGGGGAGUGGAGUCGGAGUGGGUUUGGACUUUGCGCUUGGGCAGUUCAGCUCCACCUCUGAUAGUAUCAAGUUGUGUCCCAUGUGAAGACGCGCGCGAGAGCAAAAGAUGCUUUGGUUGUUGUUCAUGAUUCUGUCUGUGAUUAAAUACGCU